Molecule: messenger RNA, 1692 nt
Organism: Trichoderma reesei QM6a
Lineage: Eukaryota; Fungi; Ascomycota; Sordariomycetes; Hypocreales; Hypocreaceae
Exons: 1
Coding region: 1-1692 (563 amino acids)
Source: RefSeq, a predicted model, not a curated record
AUGGCCAGCAAAGUCUCCUGGCACAACCAAAUCCUCCCCCCAAUCAACUCCUCCGCCUCAGAAAUCCGCAUCCUCCAAAUCCUCCCCGGACCACCAUCAUCAUCCCCCUUACAAUGCACCUUCCGCGUAACAACCCUCGACAGCCAAGAAAUAUCCUACGACGCCCUCUCCUACGCUUGGGGAAACGACACUCCAGAAUCCCAUGAGAACAUCUUCUUCGGAGACACCCCAAUCGGUGUAACCCCCUCCCUGGCCAAUGCUCUGCGCCGACUACGCCUCCCCAACGAGACGAGAAACAUCUGGGCCGACGCCCUAUGCAUCAACCAGGCAGACGACAUCGAAAAGUCCCUCCAAGUCUCCAUGAUGGGCCGCAUCUACCGUCAAUCCACCCAAGGCGCCAUCUGGCUCGGGCCUCUCGGAGCCACAUCCCCAUCCAACGCCCAAGCAGCCCUCGACACGCUCUCCUGGAUCGCCGGCGAGCAAGACCCUCCCCCCUGGCUCGCCCACGAAGCCAAACGAAUCGCUGCCAGCUCAGCCCUCAAGGCCCUCCUCAACGUGUCCUGGUGGAGCCGCAUCUGGACCGUCCAAGAAGCCAUCCUGCCCCCCAAGGCAACCAUAUACUGGGGCCCUUGCUCCCUCCCAUGGAGCACCCUCGACAAGGCCUCCGACAGCUUCUUCAACGGCUCCGCGCCCGCCAUCCACGCCGAGUUCUGGGCCAACGGCUGCAUCCUCAAUCUCCAGGCCGCACUGCGCGGCCUCGGUGCCUCCCGCGGCGAGGGCCUCUUCCAGCUCCUCUGGCGCUGGCGAUACCGCCGGGCCACGGACCCUCGCGACAAGGUCUACGGCCUGCUAGGCUUCCGCAGCGACAUCUCUCUGCCGUCGGUGAAGAUGUGCGAUUAUACCGUCGACGUGCGCACGCUCUAUCAAAACGUCACCAUCGACCUCAUCAACAUGAGCACCGAUCUGCAGCCCCUGAUCGGCCGCGGCGGCGAGGGCUCCGACAUCCCCGGCCUCGCAUCGUGGGCCGUCGACUGGAGCGGCGUCGAUGAUCCCGCCAGACGCAGCAGAUGUAACUUCUGGGACCAUCGUCACUGGUGGCACUCUGGCGGCUUCGAAGCGGACCGCGGCAUGUAUGGUGUCGGCGAGGGUCUCAGAGUCGAGGAUAACGGCGCUGCUCUUCGCAUUUGCGCCCUCAAGCUUGGCAAUGUUGCUCUCGUUGACGAAAGUUCAACCGACGUGCCGGACGGGGACUCAGUCGCGUCCAUCUUCCGCUCAUCCGGUAACCGCUGGGGAAGGCUUCUGUCGCGAUAUCAAGCUGAGUUCCCAGAAAGCCUCUCCAACGGCGGCAUGACGGCCUUUCUAGGCCUCAUCACGGGGAAUUUGAGGCCCGACGGAUCGAACGACAAGGAUGACUUCAAGACAUGGGUGAUGCAAAUCGUUUGCCCGCAAGCCAUCUUCAUCACCGACAAUGGAUACGUUGGCCUUGGCCCACCAAACGUCAGGCCCGGCCAGGAACUCUGGAUCGUUGGCGGAUGCAGAGUGCCUGUUAUUUUAAUACCUUUACCAACGGCUGCUAAGCAAGAGUGUGAGGCGAGCUUCAGUUUUCAUAGCGAAUGCUUCGUCUAUGGCGUCAUGAAAGGAGAGGCUGUAGAAGGCAGACAGAAUCAGGUGAUCGAUAUCCUGCUGCGUUGA